Messenger RNA from Coregonus clupeaformis (lake whitefish), 2115 nucleotides. RefSeq names its product myeloid-associated differentiation marker-like protein 2. Gene Ontology annotation, cellular component: membrane. NCBI's taxonomy places the organism in Eukaryota, Metazoa, Chordata, Actinopteri, Salmoniformes, Salmonidae. Bases 165 to 1088 code for a protein of 307 amino acids. The record is from RefSeq and is a predicted model, not a curated record. The transcript has a single exon.
GGAGGCAUAGGAAGGAGGCUACCUGGCAUUGUUGAGAAUAAGUGACACCUAGACCCAGAUAGCAAAGACACCUAACCUGAAGGAAAGGAAGCUGCCUGGAGGCAUCACUUGGAAGAAGAGACACCCAGACAGCUUUCAGCAGCCAGGGGACAGGAGGUGUGACCAUGGACCCCCAAGGCAGACACUACCUGAACAAGGCGGCGGUGCUGUCUCCUCUAGGAGCGGCCCGUAUGCUCCAGCUCCUCCUGGGCUGCACCAUCAUAGCCCUGGUGGCCCACAGCGCCGGCUACAACCAUGCCUAUGGCAUCUACUGCAUGUUUGUGUGGUGCUUCUGCUUCGCCAUGACCCUGCUGGUGUUCACCAUGGAUGUGACACGCCUCCCCUGCUGCAUGCCCAUCUCCUGGGACAACCUCACCGUGGCGUUCGCCAUGCUCGCCACACUCAUGUAUGUCACCGCCUCCGUCGUCUACCCCGUCUACUUCCUGCGCUCCCAGUGCUCCAAGUCCGACGGGGGCUGUGAGGUGCGCAACUACCGUAUCGCUGUCACCGUGUGCUCCAGUUUCUGCUGCUUCGCCUACGCGGCUGAGGUGUUCCUGACCCGGGCCAAACCGGGCCAUGUGGUGGGCUACAUGGCCACCAUGUCAGGCCUGCUCAAGGUGGUCCAGGCCUUUGUGGCCUGCAUAAUAUUUGGGGCCCUGGCCAACGGCAGCGAGUACAACCGCCACAUCCCCACUCAUUACUGCGUGGUGGUCUAUAGCCUGUGCUUCUCCAUCACCGUGGUCGUGAUCGCUGUGACUGUGUCGGGAAAAGCCUCGGCUCUGCCCCUGCGUUUCCCCUUCGACCGCUUCGUGAUCAUCUACACCUUCCUGGCGACACUGCUGUACAUGAGUGCCGCCCUGGUGUGGCCCAUCUUCAGCUUCGACAGGAAGUAUGGCACGCCAGGUCGCCCUGACGGCUGUCCCUGGGAGAACUGUCCCUGGGACAGCAAGCUGGUGGUGGCGGUGUUCACCCAUGUCAACAUGGUGCUGUACUUCAGUGACCUAAUCUACUCCCAGAGGAUCCGCUUCGUCUCCCACACUGCUGCCUGAGGACCCCUCCACCCUCCUCACUCCACUCUCCUGCCUGAGGACCCCUUCACCCUCCUCACUCCACUCUGCUGCCUGAGGACCCCUCCACCUUCCUCACUCCACUCUGCUGCCUGAAGACCCCUCCACCCUCCUCACUACUGGGGACACCUCUACCCUCCUCACUCCUGGGGUGAAUCUCAAACUUUUUUUCCUCUGUUCCUCAUGGGACACGACGUCUUCUCUCUUCGCCUGCAUAUCAAAACGUACGAGGUAAGGGAGGAGAGCAUUGGGGAAGACAAGAGGAGAUACGAUCCUUGAAUGGACUUAUGCCUCGCUCUGAUGUUGUGAGAAGGAGGCGUGGAGAGGGGAGACGAGGAAUAGAGGGAAAGAUGCACCCCUGACCCUCAGCGACAGACAGAGACCACACUGGAAAUGACACACAGCAUCUCCACUCAAGUGACUCUGAAUGCCCCAUGCCUACUACAGAUUACAGAUUGCCUCAAUGAUGUCAUGCCUUUGUGCCUUUGUUAUGUCUUUCUUAACAUCAGUGUUGUGUCUUUCUUAACAUUAGUGUUAUGUCUUAACAUCAGUAUUUUGUCUUUCUUAACAUCAGUGUUAUGUCUUUCUUAACAUCAGUGUUAUGCCUUUCUUAACAUCAGUGCUGUGCCUUUCUUAACAUCAGUGUUUUGUCUUUCUUAACAUCCGUGCUGUGCCUUUCUUAACAUCCGUGUUAUGUCUUAACAUUAUUAUCAGUAUUACCAGUAUUAUAAUCUCUAAGAGAAACCCGAGACAUGGGCCAGUACUGUUGUAGGCACUCUGUCUUAUGGGGCAGUACAUUCGUUUAAUUCAGAGCUUUGAAGAUGUCCGGCGACAUUUUCGUAGUGCAAAAGCGAUGUGCUAAAUGCAAAGAAAAUCUGUAAACCUCAUAAUCUGGCAGUGUGAUUUAAACUAAAACUUUUCCUCUACAAUCUGCGUUAUAAAGACGCUAUUAUUUAUAAGGUUUAGUAAACUGAGCAAUCUGUGUGUGUGUGUGUGUGUGUGUGUGUGG